GCAUCGGUUUCCGGUAGCGGCUUGGUGGAAGCAUGGCUGCUAUCGGUGUACAUUUCGGAUACACAUGUGCUUGUGUUGCUGUGUUCAAGGAUGGGCGAGCAGAUGUGGUGGCAAAUGAUGCUGGAGACAGAGUUACUCCAGCUGUAGUGGCUUACAGGGAUACUGAGCAGAUUGUUGGCAUUGCAGCAAAGCAGGGCAGAAUACGAAAUGCAGCAAAUACCGUGGUGAAAGUUAAACAGAUACUUGGCAGACGCUAUGAUGACCCUGAUGCUGAGACACACAGAGAAGAAAGCAAAUGCACAAUUGUCAGUAAAGGUGACCUGCCCAUGUAUGAAAUUGAUACUGGGGAGACAACAAAGUAUGUGGCUCCUAAAGAUGUAGCUAAAUUGAUCUUUCACAAAAUGAAAGAGACGGCUCAGUCAGCUUUGGGUUCUGAUGUAAAAGACGCUGUCAUCACUGUGCCUUUCGAGUUUGGUGAAAUGCAGAAAAAUGCAUUGAGAAAUGCUGCAGAGGAAGCUGGGUUUAAUGUUCUACGACUGAUCCAUGAACCAUCCGCUGCUCUUCUGGCCUAUGGCAUUGGCCAGGACUCACCAUCAGGAAAGAGCCAUGUGUUAGUUUAUAAGCUUGGCGGCACAUCACUGAGUGUGACAGCCCUGGAGGUGAACACCGGGAUGUACAAAGUGCUGGCGACACACACAGACCACAGCACUGGAGGAGAGAGCUUUACACAGGCACUGGCACAGUAUCUGGCCUCAGAGUUCAAAAAGGUGUACAAGCAAGAUGUGAGUGGUAACCCCAGAGCAAUGAUGAAGCUGAUGAACAGCGCAGACUUAGCCAAACACACCCUCUCCACACUGGGUAGCUCCAACUGCUUUGUGGACUCGCUCUACGAUGGCAUGGACUUUGAGUGUAGUGUAUCAAGGGCACGCUUUGAGUUAAUAUGCUCUAACCUGUUUAGUAAAAGCAUCCAGCCAAUCAGAAAACUUCUGGAACAAGUCGGCCUCUCCACUUCAGAUGUCAACAAGGUGGUCUUGAGCGGAGGUUCUGCAAAGAUUCCCAAACUCCAGCAGAUGAUUAAAGAUCUGUUCCCCGAUGUGGAGCUGCUCUGCUCCAUCCCUCCAGAUGAGGUCAUCCCGAUCGGAGCAGCCAUGCAAGCAGGAAUCUUGGUGGGCAAAGAGAGCCUGGUCCUGGAUGAGGACUCGAUCACUGUGGACUGUUGUGUCAGUGACAUUCUAGUCAAGGAGGUGGAUGACUCCGGAGCUGACAUCUAUACAGUUUUGUUUCCUUCUGGCACACCCCUCCCAGCCCGCCGACAGCACACACUACAAGGCCCAGGCAGCUUGUCCUCUGUAUGUCUUGAGCUGUACCAAGCCCAGAAACCCUUGGCACAGGUUGUUCUUAGAGACCUUGAACCCAAAGAGGACAUGCAUGAUAUAGUCACAGUGGUUACAAUGAAAAGGGAUGGCUCACUUCAUGUUACUUGUACGGAGCAAGGUAGUGGCAGAUCAGAAGCUGUUACUAUAGAAACAGCUGCAGCUGCAUCAUAGAGCAUUUUCAUAGACACUUAUAAACCACAAUACCUGCAAUGUGGGACCCUAAGGAGACCUGGGGUGUUCCAGAUAAUUACAUGCUCACUUAAUAUACUUGACAUUAAAUAAAAGCUUUUUCAUUUCGGA
Messenger RNA from Trichomycterus rosablanca, 1676 nucleotides. It is a transcript of the gene hspa14, whose product is annotated as heat shock protein 14. NCBI's taxonomy places the organism in Eukaryota, Metazoa, Chordata, Actinopteri, Siluriformes, Trichomycteridae. The transcript has 14 exons. The coding region runs from base 33 to 1547 and encodes 504 amino acids. The record is from RefSeq and is a predicted model, not a curated record. Gene Ontology annotation, molecular function: ATP binding; ATP-dependent protein folding chaperone. Gene Ontology annotation, cellular component: cytoplasm; ribosome; cytosol.